AUGAAGUGCUUCCGGAGUUUGGUUUGGGCCGUGUGGCUCAUCCUGUUCGUGUGUCGCAAAGUGUCCGGUUUUGGUCUGCAGAAAAAUCAAGAGGACACCAACUUGACGGUCGGGAACUUUAUCGACUUUACGCGCUGGCUCGGUAUCGACUACGGUCAGCCGAAGCUUCGCAAACGCUACGACUACGUGAUCGUCGGAGCGGGUCCGGCCGGUUGCGUGCUGGCCGCCCGGCUCACGGAAGAUCCGCACCGGACGGUGCUCCUGUUGGAAGCGGGCCGACCCGAGAUGCCGCUCGCGUCCGACGUCCCCCUGUCGGCACCGAACCUCCAGUCUACGGACUACAACUUUGCGUACGAAACCGAAACCCAGGAGCGGGCCUGCCUCGGGCUGUGGGACCGCAAGUGCAGUUGGCCGCACGGGCGCGGUGUCGGAGGCUCGUCGAUCAUCAACUACAUGAUCUACACCCGGGGCAAUCGGCGCGAUUACGACGCGUGGAGCGCGGCCGGCAAUCCGGGUUGGAGCUGGGACGAGAUGCUACCGUACCAUAUCCGCUCGGAGCGGGCCAACAUUCGCGACUUCGACCGCAACGGAUUCCACGGUCGGGCCGGGCCGCUGUCCGUCGAGGACUGUCCUUUCAGGUCAAAGAUAGCGACGACGUUCGUGGCGAGCGCUCAACAGGCUGGCUACCGGUACCUGGACUACAACGCCGGCGAUCAGAUCGGUGUGUCGUUCCUGCAGGCCAACACUCAGCAGGGUCGGCGGGUAACCAGCGGCACCGCCUAUCUGGUUCCCGCUAGGAAGCGCCCCAAUCUGCACAUCGUAACCCGGGCCUGGGUGACGAAGGUUUUGAUCAACAAAGCUACCCGUGAGGUCACCGGAGUGACGUUCAUUCGCGAUGGAGCCACACGGACGGUUAAAGCCCGUCGGGAGGUGAUCCUGUCGGCGGGCGCUUUCGAGAGCGCCAAGCUGCUAAUGCUCUCCGGGAUCGGCCCGGCGGACCACCUGCGGUCGCACGGAAUCGCGGUCUUGCAGGACUUGCCCGUUGGCGAGAUUCUGUACGAGCAUCCGGGCGUGUUCGGGCCAGUGUUUCUCGUGCGCCGCCCGAUCGACAACUACGUCCGGUUGGAGGACAACCUGAACCUGGGCACGUUCCUGCAGUACGUCAAGGGGCGCGGUGUCUUCACGACAAACUCGGUCGAAAGUCUGAUGUACGUCAAAUCCCCGGUGGCCGAAAGUCCCGACCCGGGCCUACCGGAUGUGGAGGUGAUGCAGGCGUUUUCGUCGAUCGACUUCGACACCGGCACCGGGACGCCGCGUGCCUUUCGGCUUACCAACGCCACGUUCGACGGGUACUUCCGGCCCAUCAUGAACGUUCGGUCGUUCCAGUAUCUGCCAAUGCUGCUGAAACCGCGGACCCGCGGCAAGCUGCGCCUCAAGUCUACCAAUCCGUUCCAUCAUCCGGUGUUCCGGUAUCAGUACUUCGAGGACGACCGUGAUCUGGAGGCGCUGGUUUACGGCAUGCAGGAGGCAAUCCGUGUGACCGAGCAGGCCCCGUUCCGGCGGCUCGGUGUCGAGCUGUACCGCCGCCCUGUGCCCGGCUGCGAGGAAUUCCCGUUCGGGACGCACCAGUACUGGCGGUGCCACGUGCAAACGCUGACCGCUACCUUCCACCAUCAGGUGGCCACCUGCAAGAUGGGACCGGCGGACGAUCCCGAGGCCGUCGUCGACCACGAACUGCGGGUGUAUGGGGUGGCCAGGUUGCGUGUCGUCGACAUCGGGGUCGUCCCGUUUCCGCCGACCGCUCACACGGCCGCCGUCAGUUUCGUGAUCGGCGAAAAGGCGGCCGAUCUCAUACGGGAAGCCGAACGACGCGGUGACCACGGUGCCCGAAACAAACCGGCAGACGUACCGGCUGCGAACGGAACAUUCCUCUGGUCCGCACCCGAUUGGCCAUUUUAA
Anopheles cruzii is the source of this 1959-nucleotide messenger RNA. Its product is annotated as glucose dehydrogenase [FAD, quinone]-like. Lineage: Eukaryota; Metazoa; Arthropoda; Insecta; Diptera; Culicidae. Gene Ontology annotation, molecular function: oxidoreductase activity, acting on CH-OH group of donors; flavin adenine dinucleotide binding. The record is from RefSeq and is a predicted model, not a curated record. The coding region runs from base 1 to 1959 and encodes 652 amino acids. The transcript has 3 exons.